Conger conger (European conger) is the source of this 2518-nucleotide messenger RNA. Its product is annotated as vesicle-associated membrane protein 5-like. The coding region runs from base 203 to 550 and encodes 115 amino acids. Gene Ontology annotation, biological process: vesicle fusion; SNARE complex assembly; vesicle-mediated transport. Gene Ontology annotation, cellular component: SNARE complex; plasma membrane. The transcript is spliced from 3 exons. The record is from RefSeq and is a predicted model, not a curated record. NCBI's taxonomy places the organism in Eukaryota, Metazoa, Chordata, Actinopteri, Anguilliformes, Congridae. Gene Ontology annotation, molecular function: syntaxin-1 binding; SNAP receptor activity.
UGGCAAAGGGCGUGGCCAUUUAUUUUCAAGCUUGUCAAUGUUGUAUUUUGCAAGUGAAGCAAAGUUAAAUGUCUAGUCAGUCAGAAGAGAGAGAGAGAGUUGGGAGUAAAGAGACAACAAGGAUAAAUGCAUGUUACUUGUAUCAUAAACAUAUACUGGACUUUGAGCAGAUUUUGACUUUCUUUUUCCACUUCCCGACAGAAUGGAGAAAUCCAGCAGACAUCUUCAGGAGGAGGUGGACGAGGUGACCGUCAUCAUGCAGGAGAAUCUCAACAGGGUCGAGGAGAGGUCUGAAAAACUUAGUGACCUGGAUAAACGAUCCGAAAUCCUCCGGACCCACAGCGUAAGAUUUUCCAAGACUGCUCGGAAGGUGAAGGUGGAGAAGCAGAAGGAGAACCGGAAGAUGAAACUGCUGCUGGCGGGUGGAGUCCUGCUGGCGGUUCUGGUUCUAAUCAUUAUAAUUGCGGUAGUCUGCUCUCACAGCUCAAAGUCCGUCGAUGGGGGGGCCAAGACAACUAUAGCACCCAGUGUGAAUGCUUCAGAGGGAUAGGGAGGGGGCAAGAGAGAGUGAAAGACGUGAAAAGGAGAAAAAGAAAAGAAGGGACAGUCUGGGUGGUUUUAGAGGGAGCUGACUACAGUCAGCGAUUACUGGGUACAAUGUAUACAAUAUAGCUGCUGCUAUUCAGAGCUGGCUGUGCUUAGCAUAUCACAAACAUACUAUAACAGCAGGAUGUACAUUAAUUCCAUAUCCAAGUCCAAUGUUUACCAUAAUAAACACGUAGCCUAAUUAACAAGUAGCCAUGUACACAAGCAUCCGCAAGUAAUCUGUAAUCAUAGUGCAGCCCCUCCAUCUGAUAAUCUUGUAAAAACAUUUCAGCAUGGAGCUACAGGUAUAGAUAAAUUGAAUAUAAUGAAAAACAAUGUUAUAGUAACUGGUGGGUGUUAUAUUAUUUCAAGAGAAUAAAGUCAAAAGCUAUAAUGAGUCAAUACAUUAAAUGCAUAAAGACAUCAUACUUCAAAAACAUGUCAAGACAUUUUGAAAUGUUCAACUGCAAAUUGGACCAAUUGAAUUAAUUGUUUAGAUGAAUCGACUAAUCAAUGUAUGGUGGCAUGGAUGGUGCAGUGGGUAGCACUGCCGCCUCACAACAAGGAGGUCCUGGGUUCGAAUCCCCGUCAGCCGGGGCCUCUCUGUGCGGAGUUUGCAUGUUCUCCCCGUGUAGGUUAGGCUGAUUGGAGAAUCUAAAUUGCCCGUAGGUAUGAGUGUGUGAGUGAAUGGUGUGUGUGCCCUGCGAUGGACUGGAGACCUGUCCAGGGUAUAUUCCUGCCUUUCGCCCAAUGUAUGCUGGGAUAGGCUCCAACCCCCCUGUGACCCUGUUCAGGAUAAGCAGGUUAGGAUAAUGAAUGACUAAUCAAUAAAAAAAAUAAAAAAAAUUAUUGACAGAUUAAUUGAUAACAAAAUAAUCGUUAGUUGCAGCCCUACUCUCAGUAUUGCACUUCUUGGAUUGUCAGGUAAACUUGAAACCUGUUUUACCCAGAAACCAGUGUAAACUAAUGGUGCUUGUUACUAAAGAAGAAGUUGUCAUUAGAUGGGUAAGUGGUAGUGUGAUAAUUAGGGACAAUAGACAUAAGCUGACCACAGGUAAUGAGAUGGAUGAUUAUGUUAUUCUAUUAUGUAAUGAUUUAAAAAUUGGAUAUUCACACACACCUUGCUGUGUUUUAUUGAACAAUGUUUUGGCAAAAAUUGUCAGGUGUUUUGAAGAAACUUUGUCAAUAAAACACAGCAAGGAGAAACUUGAGAGUGGGACUCUCUUAUUUAUGUUAAUACUCUUCUAGUCUGCACCUUUUGGGUAUGUGCCAUUUUGUAUCUGUAUAUACUCACUGAGCACUUUUAGGAACAUUUUUACUUUAAUACACCUACUUAUUCAUACUAUUAUCUAAUCAGCCAAUUGUGUGGCAGCAGGGCAUACAAUCAUGUAGAUACGGGUCAGGAGCUUCAGUUAAUGUUCACAUCAACCUUCAGAAUGGGGGGAAAAAUUUAUCUCAGUAACAUUGACCAUGAUUGUUAGUGGCAGACGGGGUCAUCUGAGAAUCACAGAAAUGGCUGAUCUUUGAUUUACUAGUCUCUAGAGUUUGCAAAGAAUGAUGAGCAGCAGUUCUGCAGACAGAAACACCUUGUUAAUGAGAGACUGGCCAAACUGGUCAAAGCUGACAGGAAGGUGACAGUAACGCAAAUAACCACACUUUACAACAGUUAAGUGGAUAGGCUACAGCAGUAGAAGUCUCAAAAAUAAGUAUUGUAAAUAGCUAAUAAAGUGCUCAGUGAAUGUAUAAAGCGUAUUUUGUCAACUGAAAAAACGAUCUAUUUUUUAAUUGUCUAUUACCUAUCCACUGCUAUAAAAUAGUUUUUGUAUCCCUAUCUGUCAUUUCUAUAAUCCUGUUAUGGCAUUGCAGGGGAUAUUUUUUCAAAGGUAUUAAAUUCCAUUUAUACUGCAAAUAAAAAUGUUAUGAUUGCCCUUGA